Nelumbo nucifera (sacred lotus) is the source of this 2363-nucleotide messenger RNA. Its product is annotated as T-complex protein 1 subunit beta. Gene Ontology annotation, cellular component: cytosol; chaperonin-containing T-complex. Gene Ontology annotation, molecular function: ATP hydrolysis activity; ATP binding; ATP-dependent protein folding chaperone. Gene Ontology annotation, biological process: protein folding. The record is from RefSeq and is a predicted model, not a curated record. NCBI's taxonomy places the organism in Eukaryota, Viridiplantae, Streptophyta, Magnoliopsida, Proteales, Nelumbonaceae.
CAGACCGAGAACUGGGGGAGCCCAUUAGCCCAACAAGAGUGUGACUUGACGGGCAUCAAUAUCAUCUCAGGAAACGUAUUCGAACCCUAAUAAUUCCAAUCGAUCAUUUCCAACAAUUUCCAACUCCGUGUCCGGUGUCUCUGCAGUCAGCCUAAAUUAGUUCAGGUAGCCGAUCUUUUUAUUGGGUAAGUAAUCUGCAUUUCUGUAAGGUGCCCCUGUAUAGAAAUUGGAAGCUCAGGAAACGUAUUCGAACGCUAAUAAUUCCAAUCGAUCGUUUCCAACAAUUUCCAACUCCGUGUCCGGUGUCUCUGCAGUCAGGUUACUUCGUAAAAGAAAAUUGUUAGUUUCACACAAGUUGAAGUAGAGGGCGCUGAAUCCAGAUCACAUCUGUUAUGGCGAUCGACAAUCUCUUUAAAGAUGAAGCUACUGAAGAGAAAGGGGAGCGUGCCAGAAUGGCAUCAUUUGUUGGUGCUAUGGCAAUUGCUGAUUUGGUCAAGACCACUUUGGGGCCAAAGGGGAUGGAUAAAAUUUUGCAAUCAACAGGUCGAGGUCGCAGUGUGACUGUUACUAAUGAUGGUGCCACUAUUUUAAAGUCUCUUCAUAUUGACAAUCCUGCUGCCAAAGUCCUUGUUGACAUUUCAAAAGUUCAAGAUGAUGAAGUUGGUGAUGGGACCACCUCGGUUGUUGUCUUGGCUGGAGAACUUCUAAGAGAGGCUGAAAAGUUGAUUGCAACAAAGAUUCAUCCGAUGACUAUAAUUGCAGGUUACAGGAUGGCAGCUGAUUGUGCCCGAAGUGCUUUGUUGCAGAGGGUCAUGGACAAUAAAGAGGAUGCAGAGAGAUUCAAAUCAGACUUGAUGAAGAUUGCAAUGACAACUCUGAGUUCAAAAAUCCUUUCUCAAGAUAAGGAGCACUUUGCAAAACUUGCUGUUGACGCUGUUUUGAGGCUUAAGGGAAGUACAAACUUGGAGGCUAUUCAAAUUAUAAAGAAGCCUGGAGGAUCUUUGAAGGAUUCUUUUCUAGAUGAAGGAUUUAUUCUUGACAAGAAAAUAGGCAUUGGCCAACCAAAGCGUAUAGAAAAUGCCAAGAUUUUGGUGGCAAAUACUGCAAUGGACACUGAUAAAGUGAAGAUCUACGGGGCCCGUGUUCGUGUAGAUUCUAUGUCAAGGGUUGCCCAGAUUGAAGGGGCUGAGAAAGAGAAAAUGAAACAGAAGGUGCAGAAGAUCAUAGCACAUGGGAUUAAUUGCUUUGUUAAUAGGCAGUUGAUUUACAAUUUUCCCGAGGAGCUGUUUGCAGAUGCUGGGAUUUUAGCAAUUGAGCAUGCUGAUUUUGAUGGGAUUGAACGUCUUGCUCUGGUAACUGGUGGUGAAAUUGCAUCAACCUUUGACAAUCCAGAAUCAGUUAAGCUUGGCCACUGCAAUCUCAUUGAGGAAAUCAUGAUUGGUGAGGACAAGUUGAUUCACUUUUCUGGGGUUGAAAUGGGUCAAGCUUGUACAAUAGUAUUAAGGGGUGCAAGCUUUCAUGUGCUUGAUGAGGCAGAAAGGUCUCUACAUGAUGCCCUAUGUGUACUCUCCCAAACUGUUGUUGAUAGCAGAGUUUUACUUGGAGGUGGGUGGCCUGAGAUGGUGAUGGCGAAAGAAGUUGAUGAGCUGGCCCGCAAGACUCCUGGAAAGAAGUCUCAUGCAAUUGAGGCAUUUUCACGGGCCCUCCAGGCCAUUCCUACAACUAUUGCAGACAAUGCGGGUUUGGACAGUGCAGAGUUGAUUGCUCAGCUUCGUGCUGAGCAUCACAAGGAGGGGUGUACUGCAGGGAUUGAUGUCAUCUCUGGAGCUGUAGGAGAUAUGGAGAAGCUUGGAAUCUCAGAGUCAUUCAAGGUCAAACAGGCUGUGCUGCUUUCUGCGACUGAAGCUGCUGAGAUGAUACUCAGAGUUGAUGAAAUCAUAACUUGUGCCCCACGGAGAAGAGAAGAUAGAAUGUGAAAACUGGCAGGCAAUUUUGAGCCUCAUAGGCCUGCCCUUUUUGUCUAACCAUAUAUUGUCGUCGGUCCACAGAUUGAGUUCCUGCUACUUGAUCAGGCACGUUAAAAGCUGAUUUAAUGGUGUGUUACUUUACUUCUAUUUUGAGAAACGAAAUUUAUAGGGUGGUGAGUUUCUCUUUUAUUUGGUGUUGGGUGGGGAAUAGGGGUGGGGGUCAACAAUAUGGUCUUUUGAAGAUUGUUGUAGCUUAGACAACACAAGUUUCUCAAGACCUGCAGAUUGGGUUAAAUAGUUAAUUACUUUGUACUUGUCUUGGUUGAAAUGAGGCCACUGUUUUGAAAACAAAGGAUGUUCUGCUGCUUUUUAAGGAUUUUGAUUGGAUUUGUCAUU